Molecule: messenger RNA, 438 nt
Organism: Paramecium tetraurelia
Lineage: Eukaryota; Ciliophora; Oligohymenophorea; Peniculida; Parameciidae
Exons: 1
Source: RefSeq, a predicted model, not a curated record
AUGUUGAAUUUAUAAAAAGGAUAUAAAAUCAAAAUCUUGAAAAUCAUUUAACUUAUAAUAAUAUUAAAUAUGACCUUCUUAUAUUGUUAUUAGAUAAAGUAAUUAAAAGAAUUAUAUGUGAUAAGAGACAAAAAAUAAAAGCAAACUAUAAAAGAAGAACAAAUGAUGAAAUCUAAUGAUUAGAAAAUAUAACUAGAUGAAAUUAUAAAGGACUUUCAAAUAAUAAAGUUUGAAUAUAAGUUAAAAACAAAAAAUAAAAAUUUACCUUCCACAUAAAUAUAUAGAAUUAAAAUAGUCCUAUUUUAAACUACAAUGAAACUUAAUAGCAAAUCACAUAUCAAAAGCUAAACUUACAAAGUUGGUUUACUAGAUUUCCUUUCUAAAUAACUUAAUCAUAACCAUUAGCAACUUAAUCAUAUAUUCAAAAAUAACUAAUGA